AUCAUGGAACUUAAAGCUUCAACUAUGGAGGACGAUAUGAACUAUACAAGUUUAGAAGAGGACGGCUGUCCCUUAUUUUUUCACAAGGACGCGGAGUCAGGGUAUUUCUCGGGAAUCUCAAAUGUAAGUCUCAAAGAAGACAAUCUCAUCUCGUCGAAACAAAGCCUGCUUGAACCUCCACAUGAACCACGAAAAACGCCAGAAAGCCCUGGAAUUAGUCAGCCCUUAAAGCAAUUAAACAUUUCUUCUAGCUCUUCGACUCUAGCAAUACAAAAUACAGAGUUCUCAAAGAUGGUGUGUCGAGAUAAAAAUGGUGACACUCAGCUCCAUACGGCUAUAUGGCAAAAGAAAGUACAGACGGUUAUCUACAUUAUAGAAUGCAUAGUUUCUGUUGACAGGGGAUGGUUGAAUUUUCCUAAUUUAAAGCUGCAGACACCACUGCAUGCUGCAACAUUGCAAAGAAUGGUUGAAAUCGUUGCUUUUCUCAUGAAAGAGAAUGCGGAUAUAAGAAUUUGUGAUGACCAAGGUGAUACACUGUUACAUAUCGCCAGCAGAGAAGGGUACGAUGACAUAGUGAAAACAAUUCUAAAUACUGGAGACAGACAAGUCGUCAUAAGCUGCAUAGAGACUCACAACUAUAAUGGUCAGACCUGUCUUCAUUUAGCUGCUAACGGUCUACAUUUUAGUGUACUUAGAUUGCUUGUGUCCAGUGGUGCCGAUGUGAAUGUUAAAGAUGGCAUGUAUAAUUAUACUAUUCUUCACUGUGUCGUGCAAAGACACAGUUCUGAAUUGCUGGACUACGUGUUAGAUAUAGAAAACAUUUCUUUGGAUGCCACGUCUUAUGCCGGAGAAACUGCCUUACAACUCGCAGAGAGACAGGGAUUCUGUGACAUGUCUAAAGUUUUAAGGGAAUAUACGAACAAUAUACGCUCCAAAUAUUUGUGAGCCAAUUUAUUCCCUGAGCAGAAAAAAAUCAUUUUUUAUAAACCAUCUCGGUCUUUUUUUUUUACUUUAAUCUUGUAAAUUAUGUUGUGAGAUGAAUAGUUAUGUUAUAAGACAAAU
Messenger RNA from Saccostrea echinata, 1062 nucleotides. Its product is annotated as NF-kappa-B inhibitor alpha-like. The coding region runs from base 4 to 945 and encodes 313 amino acids. The transcript has a single exon. Gene Ontology annotation, molecular function: protein binding. The record is from RefSeq and is a predicted model, not a curated record. NCBI's taxonomy places the organism in Eukaryota, Metazoa, Mollusca, Bivalvia, Ostreida, Ostreidae.